Molecule: messenger RNA, 941 nt
Organism: Botrytis cinerea B05.10
Lineage: Eukaryota; Fungi; Ascomycota; Leotiomycetes; Helotiales; Sclerotiniaceae
Gene: Bcmpc1
Product: Bcmpc1
Exons: 3
Coding region: 153-536 (127 amino acids)
Biological process (GO): pyruvate import into mitochondria
Cellular component (GO): mitochondrial inner membrane
Source: RefSeq, a predicted model, not a curated record
GUUCUUUUUAAACUUGGAAAGAAGGAAGGAGGGAGCUGGGGUUUCGGGAUGAGUAGGCAUUGGGAGGAUGAAAUUGAGAGCUGUGUAGAGAAGUUGAAGUGAUCUGAGGAGGUGAAGGUCGAUUUCAAUAUUGGGGAAGAUUGAGAGUGAGAAUGAGGGGAAUGGUUGGGGAAUUGACGGAUUUCUGGGGUCCAGUCUCCAACUUCGGUAUUCCCGUCGCCGCAGUAAUGGACACACAAAAGAGUCCUGAUUUGAUCUCGGGUAAAAUGACUUUGGCACUCUGCAUUUACUCCGCAACUUUCAUGCGCUACUCCCUCGCCGUUACACCACUUAACCCUCUUCUCUUUCUCUGCCACUUCGUAAAUGAAGGCGCACAACUCACACAAGGAUACAGAUGGAUGCAAUAUCAUCAAUGGGGAGGUAAAGAGGCCGAAGCCAAGGCAAAGAUUGGAACCGGGGUAGAGGGUGUUAAGGAGAGUGUCGUGGAGGCCGUGAAGAAGGCUGAGGCAAAGGUUGAGAAGGCUGUUGGAAAAUAAAUUUAAGGCGUGGAACUUGAAUAUGAGAGAUGAAGUAAAGGAGAGUUGGUGAGAUGGGAGAGGCGCUUUGCAACACUGUACUCGUACAAUGGGUUAUAGGCUAUGGGAGAUGCGGAUGCUGGAGUAUCAAAAAGAUAUCAGAGAGUGCGUGCGUUUGUGCAUUUUACCUAGAGGGGGUAAAGCAAUGCAAAAGGUGAAGAUAGACGGGCAGAUGAUGGAGGGAAUCCUUAAUGCAAUUACGAGCCGAUACCUAUUCAAUAAAAAGAUCACGAUUUUUGCAUUCAUAAAUCUGGCCAAAGAAGUCUACAUAUGUUUAUUGCAUCAACGUUUAAUCGAAUCGUAAGAGGGUUUCGUUUUUUCUUAAAAAAUUGUUCAUUCGCUCCUCACAAAUACUUUAAGAGAAUA